CUCUCCGACGACCUCUCUGAUCUGAUAGGAUUCGGGUGCGAGGCUGUCCUUUGGGGCAUGUACUGUAUCCUCUUCAUCGUCUCGAUUAUCGUCAUGCUCUGCUCGUCGUACUCGCCGCGAUCGAAUAAGUUCAUUUUUUUCAUGAACUGCUUUCUUUUUACCUGUGCAACGACGCACUUUGGGAUGACUUUUAACAGUUUCUAUACUAUCCUGGGAAGCACGGGUGUCGAUGGCUAUGCGAAUGGGUCUCCUGUCGGCUUUGGCGAGAACAUCCUCAUUUCCGUCACAGACUUCGUAGGAGAAUGCAUUCUUAUGUACCGCUGCUGGGGCAUUUGGGGCGGGAACCUCUGGGUAAUAGCAGUCCCUUUCACCGCUUCGCUCACAGCCCUUGCUUGCUUCUGUGGUGGCAUCGGUCUUAUCUUGCAGAUUGCUCCCACUUCACCGUCACCCCCACCUGCAGCGCAGCCACUCGUCUUCGCAGCGUACAUUCUCCCGCUGAUCGCAAACUUCAUGCUUACGGUCCUCAUUGCCGGACGUAUCUGGUGGCUGACAGGCAUAAACACUUACACCGUCACAUCGCUCACCGGUAGGAAGAGCAUCGCGUUUAAGACCGCGAUGAUCAUCAUCGAGUCUGGGGUGCUCUAUUUCGUCGUGCAGCUCGUUUACUUGACCGUCUUUGCGGUGGGUAACAGCUCAGACCAACUCAUGUCGCUUGUCGCUGUGCAAGUCUACGGCAUUGCCCCAACGCUCAUCAUCAUCCAGGUUGGCUUGGGCUUCUCGUCUGAGGAGUCGACACGCCCGACUAUGACGAGUACCGGGCUUUCAUUCGUGCACGGAGGUCUUAGUCAAGGCACGACACGCACAACGACGAGCGCCCCGACGAGCGAUAUGCCAUCGACGACGCGCUUCGGUAACAGCGAACCCGAUAUCAUGAUCGCGGGCAGCCGAAGCAACAUUGAGUUCUCGGAGAAUCCGGAGAAGAAGGAAGCGUUCUUGGUGUCCGCUGUGUAAGCCAACCUGUCGUUUGAAAUCCCCAGCUAUAUGGCGCUCUUUUGUUACACUUGCCUUAUUCAAUUGCUUUCUACUUACU
This is a messenger RNA of Phanerochaete carnosa HHB-10118-sp, 1090 nucleotides long. RefSeq lists its product as uncharacterized. Lineage: Eukaryota; Fungi; Basidiomycota; Agaricomycetes; Polyporales; Phanerochaetaceae. Bases 184 to 1011 code for a protein of 275 amino acids. The transcript has 5 exons. The record is from RefSeq and is a predicted model, not a curated record.